AAUUCAAUAGACCCGCAUUCCAAUGGCGAUAAUGCGAUUAUGGUUUUUGUGAAGAGAGGAGUAAAAAAGUAGAGACAAGGUCUUCGUUAGAACACGAAGAUAUUUGUUUAACGCCGAGUGUUUUCAUCGAUUUUGUCGUUAGAGGAGUCUGCGGUGUGGAGAAUCUCAGGUGUAGAGUUAUCGGCGAUGACGCGCUCAGGUGAACUGCCAUGUAGUAUUUCCCGUUCGUGACUCACGGUCGAUAGAGCCCGAUCGGGAAGGAGACACUUUUAAUGGUGGCAGAGACCGAGAGAUUCACACAAGACACGGUGGCAUGGCCAUUGUGAAGACGUUUCUGUGUUUCUCCAACACAAGAGUAGGAACGCUUAUAUGUGGAUGCUACACAUUGAUAAACUCCUUGGUAUGCCUCGUUUUCUAUUUAUUCCGCUAUGUGGGUUAUCAGCUCAUUGAAGACUCCCAAGAGUACAAAGGGAUUGUGUACGCGGGUUUCGUCCUGUACGGAUUAAUGAUAGCAGCGUCCCUCGUCCUGAUUCCGGGAGUACAGUUGGACAAACGCUACCUGUUAUUGCCCUGGGUGUAUGUGCUUAUCCUAAAUGUGUUGUAUGAAACGGGUUCUAUUGCACUCCUCACCACAGUGCACAUGGAAAGAGAAAAGACCCUGAAUGCAUGGGAAAUCGUGUGGAUGUUUUUCUAUUGUUUCAAACUGAUUGCAAAUUGUUACUGCUUUGCCUGUGUGGUGUCUCAAUACCAAGAACUGUCGGAGGGAAGAGGUACCUACGAAUACCUGUACAAACCCAGAAAUCGUCGAUCUCUGGGACGAGCGCGGGAGUUUGACAUUGACACAUUUGAACUUCCAUUUGGUAUUCAUCUUCCGCCAUAUACCGAGACAGAUCCAUGUAAAGAAUUGAAUCCUCCAUUAUAUGACCAUUUAUAUCCACAACCAAAACUGGAGGACAGGAGGUCCAUAAAUUUAAGACAGAUUGGACUGUGUCAUAAUAUACAAACAGCAAAUCAACAUUCAGAUGGAUUUCAUUACAAUCCACAAUAUUCAGGAAAUAUGCCAGAUCGAUAUUCCGUCACGGUUGAUGUAGUUUGGAUAUGACGUCAUCAUGGAGAGUGACGAUUCCUACCAUGCAUGUAGUGUUCAUAUCUGUCUCUCGUGACACCCAAAGUCAUUCAGUGGAGUAUAAAAACCAACUCCGAAAGGAUUGUACUAGCGCAAACUCGCCAUGUGUAUCACUCCUCCCAAUAUGAAUGAUUUACUUUCGCUUUUGUAAGUGUUUUCGCAUUGGAGGAGAAUCUACUACGGUUUUACUUACAGGCGAAACCGGAGCUAUAGAUUUUAACCGUAAUCAUGUAACCAGAUCGGUGCUUUCCAGAAUUCUUAACGGAGAUGUGUUUUUACUAACCUCUUCAGAAAUUGUUUUAUUACUCCCCAAAUGCACAUUUUCUACCUCAGGGAUAUGUUUGAAAUAUGUGUUGUAAGACAUUUCAAUGUGCCAAAGAAAAUAAAGGAUACAAGAGUUA
Molecule: messenger RNA, 1527 nt
Organism: Ostrea edulis (European flat oyster)
Lineage: Eukaryota; Metazoa; Mollusca; Bivalvia; Ostreida; Ostreidae
Exons: 7
Coding region: 314-1102 (262 amino acids)
Cellular component (GO): lysosomal membrane
Source: RefSeq, a predicted model, not a curated record